Molecule: messenger RNA, 1156 nt
Organism: Mugil cephalus (flathead mullet)
Lineage: Eukaryota; Metazoa; Chordata; Actinopteri; Mugiliformes; Mugilidae
Exons: 6
Coding region: 202-837 (211 amino acids)
Source: RefSeq, a predicted model, not a curated record
GUGGGUCAGUUUUAUCAGCUGUUUCCAUAAAAACUCUCUCACCGUGUGAAUCUAAGGUAAAGGUGGGUGGAGUCUAAUCUGACUCUGGCUCCGAGGCAGCCCGUUAUUAAGGAGAUAAAAUAAUACACGGAGUUUUACCUUCUUCAUUUAUAGAUUUAAACCGUCCUCAGCUUCAGGUGCGUCGUUUUCUAACCUUUGAGGAUGAAUCCAGUUUGGUUUAUCCUGUCGAUCAUACUCCUGCCACUGACAACUGUCCAAGCUGGUUUUUCUUUUCUCGACAAGUUGGAACUCAUCUACAAGAAACCAGGGGAGACAGUUGUCCUUAGUCUAUCCUCUAUGACUCCUCCCAUCACCAAUAUAACAUGGAAAUUUAGUACAGAUAUGUCUGAAGAUUUAACCCUGGCUGCAGAGUGGAACGGAGGAGAGGUUGACUUUUACCAGGACUUCAGAGGUCGCAGCACGUUGAACACCACAACUGGAGAGUUGACCAUCUCAAACCUGACACUAAAGGACCUCGGCGGCUACAUAAUAGAGAUCAACAAUGAGGUCAUGCAGAUUAAGAUACUCGUGGUUGUCUUACCUGUUACUAAACCAACCAUCUCCAUGAGCUGUGACGAUGAAAAGACCCACUGUGUUCUGAAAUGUGAAGUCAACACUAGAGAUCUUGGAGAAGUCAGCUAUUCAUGGACGUUGGGUGACAUGGUGGGAUGGAGGCAAUCUGAGAAGAUCAAAAUAACAAAGGAGCAGAAGGAGCCUUCGCUUCUCUGUGUGGUGAAAAAUCCAGUCAGCUACGAAUUCAGUGACAGAGUCGUCAACCCUUUCAGCAACAACCCUUAACAGGGAUCAUCUCAUCGUCUAUUAUAAAACAGAUAUCCUGUUUUUAGUCAUAUCUUCUUAAAUAUCAAUCUGCUCUAUGUGACCAGUGUGUGCUUUGACACAGAAACACCGUGAUUAUAAUUUCUACACAUUUUUUAGUCCGAGAAUCACUUGUGUCAAACUAUGUCUUUAACCUUAAAUUCAUUUACUGUUGAAUAAUACCACGGCAUACAACGAUAUAAGUACGUACGAUGAGAACGUGGUUUAACUCACCUGUGAUGGCCUUCAAUGUACACACUGUGCAUUUGGUUGUAAUAAAAAUGGACGAGUUGACCUCAUA